This is a messenger RNA of Staurois parvus, 747 nucleotides long. The record is from the annotation of a GenBank genome assembly. NCBI's taxonomy places the organism in Eukaryota, Metazoa, Chordata, Amphibia, Anura, Ranidae.
AUGCCACAAUGUUUCUUCUCUCUGUUCUGUCCUUAUCAAAUUCAACCAGUGGAGGCUUGCUGUGAGCUUUGUGGGUUGUUCUUUGAGAAUCGGAAGGCUUUAGCCAGCCAUGCAAGAGCCCACCUUCGACAAUUUGGUGUAACCGAAUGGUGUGUCAAUGGUUCCCCAAUUGAAACGCUCCGAGAAUGGAUGAAGCAGAGACCCCAGAAGGCUGGUGCCUAUCUCAAUUACAUCCAGGGGCGUCCUUUCUCUAAAAAGUUCAAACGUGCUUUGCAAAGUCCAAAACCAGGACCAGAGAAGGAAAGCCCAGCUACAGCCCCUGGGAAGGUGGUCGAGAAAGAACACAGUGCUGCAAUACAAAGCGUAAUCCCUGAAAAACCAGCUGAGCCACAUGUGCAAAAAGUUGAGCGUCGUCACCCUAAAACACCUGAGGUUCCACCCUCUCGGGAAGAUACUGUCUCUGAACCACUCGCCAAAAAUGAGGAGCCACGACCACCUGCAAGAGCACGUCCUGUGCCUUCUCUGGUACCAAGACCUCCACAGACAUCAUUGGUGAAAUUUGUUGGAAACAUUUACACUUUGAAAUGCAGGUUCUGUGACAUUCAAUUCCAAGGUCCACUUUCCAUCCAGGAGCAGUGGGUUCGUCACCUGCAGCAUCAUAUAUUGCAAAUGAACUUUUCAAAGUUUCCUAGCCCUCCCCAUGCUGUAUCAUCCCAGGAGCAGGCAGAGACUGUCACGUCCCAAUAA